This is a messenger RNA of Drosophila takahashii, 1602 nucleotides long. RefSeq lists its product as uncharacterized. The record is from RefSeq and is a predicted model, not a curated record. Gene Ontology annotation, molecular function: long-chain fatty acid-CoA ligase activity. Gene Ontology annotation, biological process: long-chain fatty acid metabolic process; fatty-acyl-CoA biosynthetic process. Lineage: Eukaryota; Metazoa; Arthropoda; Insecta; Diptera; Drosophilidae.
AUGGAGAAAUUACCUGUGUCCUACUGCGAAAAGGAAAUGAUUUGGAGUGGUGCCAAGAAGAAAUUGGAAUAUGACGAUGAUACAUCUGCGGGUGAAAUUAUAUUCAAUAACAUGAGAAAUUGGCCUAAACACGUGUGCCAGAUUUGUGAUACCGAUGGCGUUACAGUUACGUUUGAGCAGGCCCUUUCCUGGGCAAUUCGUAUGGCUCAGGUAUUUAAGAAACGAGGUCUUACCCAUAAGGAUAUCAUUGGGAUUGUGGCUGAAAACUCAACAUACCUGAUGCCUCUGGCAGUGGCCUGUUUACUUAACGGGACGCCCUUCCAUUCACCCAUUUCAAUAAUGGAUAAAGAAAAUUUAAAAAACGUGUUCUUGCAAACCAAGCCGGGUCUGAUUUUCUGUGAUGGCAAUGAAUAUGAAAAAGUUCAAGCGGCCACCAUAGAAUGGCAGCCAGAGAUUUUCACCAUUACAGAUCACCUCGAAGGGGUGUCGAGUAUAGAAGCCCUUUUAGUUCCUACAGAUAGUGAGCAGUUUUACCGGCCCGAACCUUUGCAGGAGGGAGGCAAACAAACCGUGGCAAUUCUCUGUUCCUCGGGAACAACAGGUCCACCGAAGUGUGCACACUUUUCCAGCACCAGGUUAAUAUCUCAGACGCUUCUAGAUUGUGGACCUGUUCUCUUUUCAACGACCAGCCUUAGCUGGAUGAGUGGACUGUGGUUUUUAAUGGUCACAACUGCAUUACGCACCACCCGUCUAAUCACCAAAAACCCCUUCACUCCCCUGUACAUUUUGCAGCUGGUUGAGAAGUAUAAGGUUUCCUGCCUUUCCGUAUCACCUGCCAAUACUGUGGCCCUGAUUAAUUUUCCCGGAGCAACAGCGGAAGUCUUGACUUCCAUACGAUAUUUGUUGCUCGGCGGAACGAUAAUAUUUCCGGCAACCGUACAGCGUUCUCGAGAGCUCUUCAAAGGUGCGAUCGUGACCACUAUAUAUGGAAUGACUGAGUCGGGUGUCAUAGCAUCUGGAAUUGGUAACGAUAAAGCGGUAGGUUGGCCCGCGCCAGGAGUACGAGUUCGAAUUGUAGACGAGAAGGGCGAAAAUUUGGGACACAAUCAGAUUGGCGAGGUGUAUGCACAUACCGGCGAGACUUGGAAAGGUUACUUCGAAAAUCCCGAGGAGACUAGUCGCAUGCAGGACCCCGAGGGCUGGUUUCACACCGGAGAUCUGGGCUACUUCGAUGAGCGCCACUAUCUUUAUUUGGUCGAUCGUCGUAGAUCAACUCUCAAGUACCAGUAUGUUCAUUAUUGGCCGGGGGAGAUUGAAAAUGUAAUUUCAGAGCUAAAGGAGGUGCAGAACGUGUGUGUAGUGGGCAUCCACAAUGAGUUAACCGGCGAUGAGGCGGGUGCAUUGGUGGUCACAAAGAAAGAAUCGGUUAUAAGUGCCAAGGAUAUUAUCGACCAUGUAGCCAGGCGGUUGCCAGGAGUUCACAGACAGCUACAUGCCGGAGUUCAGUUCACCGAGGAACUGCCAGUCAAUCCAAAUGGGAAAACUGAUCGAAAGGCAGCGCGGGAUAUUUUUAUAGCCCUAAUAGCAGCAGCAAAACUUUAA